UCGAACAUUGCGAUUAGCAAGGUAUUGAGUAUAGAGAUGUACAAACUAUAGACUACAGGUCGUUGAGGCUUGAACAACCAUUUAUUCAUAGCCGUUUUUUAAAUAUUAUAUUAGUAUUUCUACUAUUACUUUUCUUGACUUUAACACAUUCAUAUUGUACAGUUUUGUAUGCUAGUCAAACUAACUUUAACUCGUUAAAGUAUACUUAACAUUUUUUUUUUUUUUUUAAUUGUAAUAUGUUUAAUACACCACGUUUAAAGAAAGAAUUAAAUCAAUUAAUAAGCAAGCCUCCAACUGGAAUACAAGUAAAUAUUAAAGAAGGUUCUUCAUCAAUUUUAGAAGCUAAACUCAAUGGUCCAGUGGACUCGCCGUAUGAAAAUGGGGUGUUUAAAUUACAGCUGGAAUUGCCACAGAGAUAUCCAUUUGAGCCACCUAGAGUUACUUUUGUAACACCUAUUUAUCAUCCAAAUAUAGAUACUACUGGAAGAAUUUGUUUGGAUAUAUUGAAGAUGCCUCCCACUGGUGCUUGGAAGCCACUUAUAACAUUAGAAGGUGUAAUAGUUGCUAUUUGCAAUUUGAUGUGCUGCCCCAAUCCUAACGAUCCACUUAUGCCUGAUAUUGCAAAAGAGUUCAGGACAGAUAAGGAGACUUUUGAAUUGAAAGCCAAAAAACAAACCACACAAUAUGCUAUUGAAAAAAGUGACUAAGCAAGUAUAAUUUAAAGUAUCCAUACCAUAUUAAAUCCAUGUUAAUUUAGAAUGAAAAUCUGUUUUUAAUGUUUUUAUACUUAUAUUAAUUUGUUAAAUACUUAUACUUGUACUUAUAAUUUUUUUACAAAUACAUUUUUAUA
Messenger RNA from Adelges cooleyi (spruce gall adelgid), 850 nucleotides. Its product is annotated as ubiquitin-conjugating enzyme E2 T-like. Gene Ontology annotation, molecular function: ubiquitin conjugating enzyme activity. Bases 237 to 707 code for a protein of 156 amino acids. Lineage: Eukaryota; Metazoa; Arthropoda; Insecta; Hemiptera; Adelgidae. Gene Ontology annotation, cellular component: nucleus. The transcript is spliced from 4 exons. Gene Ontology annotation, biological process: protein polyubiquitination; DNA damage response. The record is from RefSeq and is a predicted model, not a curated record.